Messenger RNA from Brassica napus (rape), 1642 nucleotides. RefSeq names its product probable sugar phosphate/phosphate translocator At1g12500. Gene Ontology annotation, molecular function: antiporter activity. Gene Ontology annotation, cellular component: Golgi apparatus. NCBI's taxonomy places the organism in Eukaryota, Viridiplantae, Streptophyta, Magnoliopsida, Brassicales, Brassicaceae. The record is from RefSeq and is a predicted model, not a curated record. The transcript has 2 exons. Bases 203 to 1288 code for a protein of 361 amino acids.
CCCUCCAACUAUCAGAUCCAACGGCUGAUAUCACUCGAAACCUCUACGCUAAAAUCUAAUCUUCACCGUCCGAAUUACAUUCAUCAUCUUCCUCUUCUUCUUACUUCCUCUCUCACUCUCAGAUCUCAAAGAUAAAGACUCUCUCUCUCUCUCUAGCUGGAAGAGAGUAAAUUUGAUAUUCCCAUUUUACCCCCUAACUAAAAUGGUGGAAGCUCAGUCAUGGACGACGCGGCGGAUGAGCAACCCGAGAUUCGACGGCGCCGCAACCGCCCCGCAAGCAGUCGUCGACAUCCCCGAAACACCUCCUCACUCCUCCUCUUCCUCCACAGGAAAACCUUUCUCCCUCUCCUCACCCACCGUAUCUCCGACCAUUCUCACCGCCGCCAUUAUCGCCGCCUGGUUCGGCUCGAACAUAGGCGUCCUCCUCCUGAACAAAUACCUCCUCUUCUACUACGGCUUCCGCUACCCGAUCUUCCUGACCAUGACGCACAUGCUCUCCUGCGCCGCCUACAGCUCCGCCGUCAUCAACAUCGCCGGCGUCGUGCCGCGUCAGCACAUCCUCUCGCGCCGCCAGUUUCUGAAGAUCCUUUCUCUCUCGGCGAUCUUCUGCCUCUCCGUCGUGUGCGGCAACACUUCGCUGCGUUACAUUCCCGUCUCCUUCAACCAAGCGAUCGGAGCCACCACGCCGUUCUUCACCGCCGUCUUCUCUUUCCUCAUCACGUGUAAAACGGAGUCCACCGAAGUUUACUUGGCUCUUCUUCCUGUUGUCUCCGGCAUCGUCUUAGCUUCUAACUCCGAACCUUCGUUUCAUCUCUUUGGUUUCCUCAUUUGCGUCGCUUCCACCGCCGGUAGAGCUCUUAAGUCCGUCGUCCAGGGGAUUAUUCUGACGUCGGAAUCGGAGAAGCUACAUUCGAUGAAUCUUCUGCUCUACAUGGCACCAAUGGCAGCUUGUAUCUUACUACCAUUUACACUCUACAUCGAAGGAAACGUGUUAAGUAUCCUAAUUGAAAAGGCGAGGACGGAUCCAUUGAUCAUCUUCUUGCUCGCAGGGAAUGCGACAGUUGCUUAUUUAGUAAACUUGACUAACUUCUUGGUGACAAAGCACACAAGUGCUCUCACUUUGCAGGUUUUGGGCAACGGAAAAGCCGCGGUGGCUGCCGGAGUCUCCGUUUUGAUAUUUAGGAAUCCGGUGACGGUGAUGGGUGUUGCCGGGUUCGGUGUCACGAUUAUGGGAGUGGUUCUCUACAGCGAAGCUAGGAAGAGAUCCAAAUUGCUUAACCAGAAGUGAAAGUGUGAGAAAAGAGACCGGGUUUAAACCGGUGAAGUUAUUUUUAUUUUUUCGAUAUUUUUCGGAUUAUGCUUCUUGAUUCUUUUGGAAUUUCUGCUAUGUUUUGAACCGGUUUGAGGGUAGGGGAGAAUCAAAUUAAUUGUAAAUGGUUUACACUGAUUGGGGAUAAACUAUGAGUAUGAAAAAAGGGGAAUAUAUAUAACACAAGGGGAAAAGUAGGGUGAAAAACUAAAAUAAAUAAGAUUGUAUCUUUCAUUUUCAAUACAUUAAAAUACUAUUUCUAUAAACAUUUUGUAUUCUUAUGAUGAUUUGUAAUUUAUGAUUUUGAUCGAGAUGUAUUGAAGCUUAGCUUAA